Molecule: messenger RNA, 389 nt
Organism: Lontra canadensis (Northern American river otter)
Lineage: Eukaryota; Metazoa; Chordata; Mammalia; Carnivora; Mustelidae
Product: keratin-associated protein 6-2-like
Exons: 1
Coding region: 37-294 (85 amino acids)
Source: RefSeq, a predicted model, not a curated record
CCCUGCUCCUCAGCAAAACCCUCCACUCCUGAAACCAUGUCUUACUACGGAAACUACUAUGGUGGCCUCGGCUGUGGCUAUGGUGGCUGUGGCUAUGGUGGCUGUGGCUAUGGCGGCUGGGGUUAUGGUGGCUACGGAUGUGGCUAUGGUGGCCUGGGCUGUGGCUAUGGCGGCUGGGGCUAUGGCGGCAAUGGAUGUGGCCACAAUGGUGUGGGCUAUGCCUGUGGUGGUUAUGGAUAUGGCGUCAACCGCCCAUCUUGCUGCAGAAGAUGCUGGUCCUGUGGACUCUACUGAGAAGCUUCCAGAGAAACUCAACCUACUGUUCUCCUCCAGCUGCCUGAAUCUGCCUCCAUGAUUCUUCCUAUGAAUAAUUCCAUUUUUUAUUCCAA